Molecule: messenger RNA, 1860 nt
Organism: Cladocopium goreaui
Lineage: Eukaryota; Dinophyceae; Suessiales; Symbiodiniaceae
Source: the annotation of a GenBank genome assembly
AUGGAGGUCAACUUGGAUGGAGUGAUAAAACAGGUCUGCCGAACCUUGAAGCAGUGGUCCUUAGAGGGGCCGCCUCAGAAUCCUCGCAAGGCUGCAGGUGACCUAGCAACACUUUUGGAGGACGCCCGACGGUCCUCUGAGGAGCAGCCUACAAACUCCGAACUGGACCCAAGGUCUGAUGAGGUGCGAAAAGAAUUGGAACGCAAGCUUCAGCAGGAAGAAAAGGAAAAGGAGCAGCUGGAGGCCAAACUCAAAGAGCUUCAACAAGCCAUGACGGAACGGGCGCAUUCGCUGGCCUGUGCCAGCCGCGUGCGUGCUGUUGACUGUGGGGCGGAAAGGCUUCGGCAGGAACAGGAAGACCGAGGACGAAUCCAGCAAGAGGCGCGGCAGUUGCAGCAGCAGCUUGACCAAGCCAAACGAGAACUUGCAGAGUCACAAAAGGUACAGUCAGAGCAGAAGCAACAGGCGCAUUCGCUGGCCUGUGCCAGCCGCGUGCGUGCUGUUGACUGUGGGGCGGAAAGGCUUCGGCAGGAACAGGAAGACCGAGCACGAAUCCAGCAAGAGGCGCGGCAGUUGCAGCAGCAGCUUGACCAAGCCAAACGAGAACUUGCAGAGUCACAAAAGGUACAGUCAGAGCAGAAGCAACAGGCCUCGCAGCUCAAUGAACAGCUACGCGAGCGUCAACGGGAGCUGAUCAAAGAGCAAGAACUUCGCUCGAAAGCAGAGGAGAAAGUGCGUGAAUAUCGCCUAGCUGAUCGUCGAGCGAAUGCAGCAGCGACAGAGAUAGGGCGGACCAUCAGUCCCCGCGUUUGGACAAAGCCUACGCGUGUGGCAGUUGCAAAUGCAGGUAACGCUGCGAACACGGGCAACGCAGCACCCACAACUGCACCGAACCCUAAAGUGGCUGAUGCACGGCAAACUACACCUGCGAAGCAGCGGCCCGUGCCUGCUCGGAUGGUCGAAAAUCAGCAGACCAGUCUGCAGACAUCUCCAGGAAAGAUGCUGAAAGACAAGAAUCUCUUGGAGAUCCUUCCAGUGAGGGCACCCUUCCUUGACCGCACCAACAAUGAGCCAGAGAAGGAUUCACAGCAGCCAUCUGCUGAUGUGAGUCACAUGAGCCCCACGAAAAUCAUCACUCCCAGAGACGGGCUGCUUACUCCAGAUCGGUGGGCAAUCAACCGAAGCCCGUUGGCAGAUCGCAUGGAGGUCCGGCUGGGCAACGCAGACAUAAAAAUGCGCAGUCCUUCACGGACCUUUCUGUACAACGGGACUCAGGUCAGGACCGUGCUGAAAAGGGUGCCCACAGAUUUCAAGGUUCGCUUGCAAAGGAAGCAGGAGUUUGGCUCCACAUUCGCAACGGGUGGGAAGCACGUCACCUUCGCUGAAGAGGAGAAGACUGCAUGUUCACCCCCAAGGUGGUACUUGGAUAUGCUGGAGUACGAGCAAGCAUGCAAGCUGGCAGAGGAGCCCAAAGCUCGUGGACGUUCUUUGACGCCUCCAAUGCGACGCCGCCCAGAGGCUGCGCGCGAGGCACGAGAGACACCCCGAGAGGAAACAGGUUCUUUACCUCGCUGGCGGUAGCAGGAACAGGCUGUGCUGAGCUUCAAUGCUAAAUGAGUGCAAGGAUUGCUUUAAUCAUCAUCAAAAUUGAUGACCCAAUUGGAAAAAUCCAUAAAAGUCCAAAUUCAGUGAUGCGCUGCCUCUAGACUCUCUAGACUUCGUGGCAAGCCACUUUGUGGCCAGUCCUUGACAAGGAAGCUUUUCUUCACACCUGAAGGACAGGUUUGCCACUCACGGAGAUAUGGCAACGCGCCCACACUGGUGUCUGAUGAAUUUGCAGCGUAAUUCAGAGCGUCAAAA